AUGCAUAUGCUGCUCAAAACCACCUUUCUCGUCGCUUACAUCCUCAGUGGCGCUAGGGCUGACCCAAUCGCCAAACCCGAGCCAGCUCGUUAUGCUCCAGUAACCCCAUCCUGCACCACAAACUGGUACGAAGCAUUCGUAACAGACACCACAAACCAACGUCCACCAGUCUACCUCCAAGUCCGCGCCAGCAACCCAGAAAUCGACGGCCGAAAUGUCGUCUUACGUCCAGACGAUAAAGUGCGGGGCACCCAGCGGGCUGUAAUAGACGGAAGUCUCAAGUCGCCAACGUUGGCUAUUCAGAUGCGAAAGGGUAUCUUAUAUAGCGUUGGUAGAGACUUUUCAAAUAAUUUAUUUGAUCUGGGACCGGUCGGCGGGUUUAGGAAUAUUACGUAUAAUGCGGCGACAUUAACAGGAAUGGCAGAGUUUAUUUUUCAAAACUUGACAAGAAAGUCGAAGCCGGAUUUUAGGAGGAGCCAUAAGUUGUUUGAGUUGAUUGGGGGUGGUGACGUUGCUGAAUAUGGUCUCUACUGGAAAACCCCAAAUCUAGUCACGAAUGGGUUUAUCGCAUGCAAGCGAAGAGAUAGAAAGGGGGGUUACUGGCAAAUGAUUUACUAUGUCAAUGGUGGGAGCACGACGGAAGAUCCAAAGAAUUGCGAGUACAUCGGGUUGAACGAAUUGGUCAUGUUGGAUGCCGGCUCAUUGUCAUAUGAUGUUUUGGAGCUUAGGUUUGAUAUCAACGCCCUUACAAUACUGCAGGUGCAAGGCUCUAGCGAGUAUUGUACUCUUCUUUUUGGAUUUAUGUCCAACAAUGCAUCUCACAGAUGUGUGAAAUAA
Molecule: messenger RNA, 837 nt
Organism: Orbilia oligospora ATCC 24927
Lineage: Eukaryota; Fungi; Ascomycota; Orbiliomycetes; Orbiliales; Orbiliaceae
Exons: 3
Coding region: 1-837 (278 amino acids)
Source: RefSeq, a predicted model, not a curated record